This is a messenger RNA of Racocetra persica, 507 nucleotides long. The record is from the annotation of a GenBank genome assembly. NCBI's taxonomy places the organism in Eukaryota, Fungi, Glomeromycota, Glomeromycetes, Diversisporales, Gigasporaceae.
AUGACCCAAAAAUACGAAAGAUACCUUAAUUGGUUAAAAGACAAAAACCUAUCCCCGAACAGCAUUCGGGUUUAUAUGGAUACUCUGACGAGAUUUCCCGUCAAAAUCACUACUCCCAAUUUACGGGAAUAUUUUUUAGCCCAGGUGAAGUAUUACGAGCCUGCUAGUUUAAACCGAAUUAUCCCCAGCAGCCAACGGAAAUUUUUUGUUACGAUUGACGAGAAAGAGUUAAGUCAGUUAAAAGCAGCCCAAGUCGAGAAAAGUCCAGAAUCAUUGAAAAGGGAAGCAAUUAAAAAUCCACGGCAAAGGCAACAAAGUUCGGCCCGAACCAAAGAAGCCAAUAUUAGGAAACGAAUAACUCCUCACACUUUUAGACGAAGUUUUGCCACUCUGCUUCAUAAUAACGGGGCUCAAUUAACGACUAUUCAAAAGUUAUUAGGCCACACCGAUUAUGAAAGCAAGCAACCCCAGCAUAAAAGCCAUGAAGAACAACCAUCGAGCAGAUAA